UCACAGUGGUAGAACAUAGAACAGCGGAAUAAUUACUUUUGAGGAGUCAGGCAACAGAAUCAGAGCAAGUCACUCCCUCUUACCAUCAGAGACCUGCUCAGUUGAGGAUGUGUCAGAGGAGGAUUUGCAGGAGAAAGCACUGAGCUCAGCCAGGCUCUCUCUGAGUGGGAAGACAUAGUUGGAGAGAGCAGCCGUCUUACAUCAUCACAUCGGCAGCAGAACCAUGGGAGACAUGGUCAUCGAGACCUUCCCACCCAAUCCUGACUGGGGCAGAGGGAGAGGAGGGUGGAGGAGCCCAACCCCUAGAGGAUCAACCAGACGGGAGGGGUCCUACUGAGGGCCCUACAGAAGUCAGUGCCGAGGGCACAGAGGUGGCUCCAGACUCGCCCUCCAAGCAGCUUCCAGACCAGAUCUCCUUCUUCAGUGGAAACCCCUCAGUGGAGAUCGUCCACGGCAUCAUGCACCUCUACAAGACCAAAACCUUUGGAUCUGUCUGAUCUGUGGUCAUAUCGGCUGCGGUCGCUAUGUCAGUCGUCAUGCCUACAAACACUUUGAGGAGACGCAACACACGUACGCCAUGCAACUCACUCACCACCGUGUCUGGGACUAUGCUAUGGGCGACCAGGAUGUUUAUGACAGAAUGUUUGGGUCCCAGAUAGACAGAGAGAUGGACAAGGAUAAUGAUGAAGAAGGAGAAAGUGAAACGAGGGGGUCAGGGAAAGGCGCUCAGAGUUUCUGCCAGUUCUCGUCCUCUCUGCGUACUGUGGUUCGCAUCAAACAGAAGUACCAGGCCAUGAAGAAACGACGGCUGGAGUUGGGCGGGCUGGGGGGAGGAGGGCUAGUGUUAGGGGCUGGUCUCCACACUGGUGCCCCUGUUCGCAGCAGCCCCAAAAUCUUCACCUUCGAGACCCCCUCCAGCUCCCCCUCUGCCUUAUCGUCGCUCUUCCAAAAGAUGAAGAAGAAGAAGUCGCGGCGGGUCAUGUUCCCCAGUGGAGGGGGGCGCAAGGCCCCCGUAGUACAGGAACACAGCCGAGCAAAGAUCUGCCUCUUCCUCCUCUGCACCAUCCUCUUCUUCCAGGUGUAUAAUGCCAUAGAGAACCUUGAUGACCACGUCCUGAAGUAUGACCUGGGGGGAUUAGAGAAGACUCUGUGUAGGGAGGUGUUUGGUCAGCAGGGAGCGAUGGAUGCUCUGUUAGCCCAGCUCAGAGACUACCUCUCUACCUACGUCCACAGUAAACCCUUGGUCCUCUCCUUACACGGACCCAGUGGCGUGGGGAAGAGCCACGUAGGGCGACUCCUGGCUGGCCACUUCCGCUCGGUGGUAGGCGAGCCCCUGGUUAUACAGUACUUUGUGUUGCACCACUGCCCCCUGGAGGACGAAGCCUGGCGCUGCGCCCGAGCCCUGUCGAUCUUAGUGUCAGAGACAGUGCUGAGAGCAGAGGAGGAGGAGAAAAUUCCUAUUUUCAUCUUUGACGAAGCAGAGCACCUUUACCCAGAGCUUCUUGAUGCAUUGAGUGACUUGGUCCGCUCAAACCGCUCCAACGAAUACCUGAACGCAGUCUACCUGUUCCUGAGCAACCAAGGACACACCCACAUCACCAUGCACCUGCUGUACAACUCCUCCAGCGACUCCAUGAUGACCGCAUCUGGACACCACGGCAAACUCGUCAAGGAGCUGAAUCCGUUGUUGCGCAACACUCUGGUGAAGCUCCACCCACUGUGGGCAGAAGCUGAACUCUUACCAAUGAUCCUGCUGGAGAAAGGUCACGUGAUGGAGUGCUUCCUGGAUGAGAUGACAAGGGAGGGAUUCUACCCGGACCGUACCAACGUUGAGAGGCUGGCGGGGGAGAUAGAGUACUACCCUGUGGUAGGGGGCCACGUGUAUGCCCGGACAGGUUGUAAACAGGUGGUUGCUAGGGUCAACCUGCUAUGAGAGACUUAGAACUGCAGGGGAAUGUUGUGAUUAGAUGAGAUGUCUCCUGAGAAAAGACAGUUCUGGUCCAUAUCCUUUUGGUGUUUCUUAUGAUCCACCAAGCAAACAUUACCAACGUUACAAGCCAGAACCCAUCCUUGAAAAACAUUUUUAAAUAAAAAGGUAUAUGUCUGAGAAUGAGGAGUAUCUCCAUGACGGCUAAUCAUGUCCGAUAAUCAUGUUUUCUACGUUCUGUAACUGAACCUCCCAAACAAGACCCUUGAUUACUGGACGAAUAGAUAAUUACCAUUUUGGUAUGAGAGGGAAAAGAGAGAGGUGAGGUUGGGAUAAUAUCCUAGCCUGCACAUGUACAGAGUGAAGUCACAAUCAGAUGUUAUGGUGAGACACGGCUGUGCCCUUCUCCCACGACGCUGUUAGUCAAAAUACUGACGGUAAUAGACAGACCCACUCCUGAUAGAGGACGAGAGAAGUGAUUGGACCAAAUGAGUCUGGCUGUGGCAUUGACAACAGCAGAUCAGGAAAAUGUGAUGCAGUAUUUGAUGCAUUUUGUCAACAAAAAUAAUGUAUUGAUUAAACUAUCAUCCUGUCUAAAUGA
Molecule: messenger RNA, 2528 nt
Organism: Oncorhynchus kisutch (coho salmon)
Lineage: Eukaryota; Metazoa; Chordata; Actinopteri; Salmoniformes; Salmonidae
Product: torsin-4A
Exons: 6
Coding region: 578-1933 (451 amino acids)
Cellular component (GO): nuclear envelope; endoplasmic reticulum lumen
Molecular function (GO): ATP binding; ATP hydrolysis activity
Source: RefSeq, a predicted model, not a curated record